Messenger RNA from Sordaria macrospora k-hell, 1488 nucleotides. The record is from RefSeq and is a predicted model, not a curated record. Lineage: Eukaryota; Fungi; Ascomycota; Sordariomycetes; Sordariales; Sordariaceae.
AUGGAUUUCAACAACCUCAAGGAUACCGUGUCCAACCUGACACUCUACGACAUCAAGGCCGGCGUACGAAAGGUUCAAAAUGCUGUCAUGAACUAUACCGAGAUGGAGGCCAAGGUGCGGGAGGCCACCAACAAUGAACCCUGGGGUGCAUCGUCGACGUUGAUGCAGGAGAUUGCCGACGGUACCUUCAACUACGCAACACUCAACGAGAUCAUGCCCAUGAUUUACCGCCGCUUUACCGAAAAGUCCGCCGAAGAAUGGCGUCAGAUCUACAAGGCCCUUCAACUACUAGAGUAUCUGAUCAAGCACGGUUCCGAACGGGUAGUCGACGAUGCUCGCUCACAUCUUACCCUCCUCAAGAUGCUGCGUCAGUUCCAUUUCAUCGACCAAAACGGCAAAGAUCAGGGUGUCAACGUUCGAAACCGCGCCAAGGAACUUGCCGAGCUCCUUGGGGAUGUCGAGCGUAUCCGAGCAGAGCUGGGAGCAGCGGCCGUUAUGGUGGCUUCGGGAACACUAGGCAGCGGCGGUGGCGGUGGCAGCAGCUCUACCUACGGUGGCUAUUCUGGAGGAGUGUAUGGUGAUGGAGGUGUUUUUGGUGGCCAGUCUUCCAACAACGACUUCCGCGACACACAGGCACGGGCAGAGCAGUUCGAGGAAUACGAUGCAGGCGAGCUUGAUGGCGAGGCGUCGUCACGUACCGCCUCAAGGACAACACGAUCGACGACAGAGAGAGCCGGAGUCAAGAAGACGACAGCACCCGUCGAGCCGCCCAAGAAAAAGGAGCCCGAGAUCGACUUGUUCUCCUUCGACGAGCCCGCAGCACCAUCCAUCCCGGCGGCGCCCCUCGCUGCCGCACCUUCUAACGGCUCCGGGCUUGCGGCUCUAGCCGGCGGCGCUAAUGAUGAUGACGACGAAUUCGAUGACUUCGUAUCCGCAGCCCCCACCACCCAGCCUGCUUCUGCGAUCCCUCCAAUUGCCUCGCUUUCUACCGGUACACAGUUUGCCGCCCCCCAACCAGUUUCGGCGCCUCAACAGGCCAACCUCAGCGGGAUGGUUGCUCUCUCCUCCAUCUCUCCUCCUCCCAGUUCUACCACGACUCCCGCUGCCAACUUCUCGGCUUUCUCCACGCCCCUUUCGCCUGUCUCCCAGGCUCCCAGGCCAAUGGGCUUCCAAGCCGGUCAACCCAACUACUUCUCCCCGGUACAGCUGCAGACACAGUCCACUGGUUCCUCGCUUUCUGGUGCCAAGGCCACCGGCUCAGGCGCCUCCAAGCCGGCCGCUGGCGGUGACGCCUUCGGUGCGCUCUGGUCGCAGGCUAGUGUUGGAAUCAAGAAGAGCACGCCCACCACCAAGGGCCCCGCGAUCGGACAGCUGGCCAAGGAAAAGAGCGCUGCUGGUAUUUGGGGUACACCCGCGCCCUCCACCCCGACCAGCGGUAGCAGGCCCGCUAAUAGCAACAACCACGGGUUGGACGAUCUGCUCGGUUAA